CGGCUCCGGCUCCGGCUCGUCGCCCCACUGAGCGCGGCCAUGGCCCGCCUGCUGCUGCCCGUCCUGCUGGGGCACGUGGCGGCGCUGGGCCCGGCGCUGGCGGGGCCGGCGGCCGCCCGGGUCGAGGUGCUGGCGCUGCGGGAGCCGGAGGAGGCCGAGCCGCGCUCCCCGCCCGCCGGGGCCUACACGCUGCAGGGGGCGCUGCUGGGGGGCCGCCCGGACCCGGACCCGGACCCGGGCCCGCCGCCGCGGGAGGAGGCGGUAGAGGGGAGCCUGAUCCUGAUGGGAGAUGCGGAGCCUGAGCUGGAGGGAGAGGCCAGCUGGAUUGCGGUGGUGCCGCUGGGGGAGGAACAGGCGGAGAUCCCGAGGGGCAGCAAGGAGGAGUCCUUCACUGUAGCCGUGGUCAACAAGAUGAAACGAGCCCUAGUUCUGGGAGCAUCAGCCCUGCUCAUUCUCGCGCUGAAUCAGAACACGAUCCGAGAGCUGGAUGUGUCCCAGGUGCUCUCCAAGCCUGUGAUUGUGAUCCAGACCUCAGACAAUGUCACCCGGCUUCUCGGGGCUCUGCUACGGGGGCUCCGGGUGACAGCCAAGAUCACGUACCAGGCGAUGCUGCUGGAGAACUUGGGAGUGACUCUCACCCUGUGGUCGACCUGCGGCCUGUCCCGGGGUGGGCUGUAUGGAGAGUGGCAAGGAGUUAUCUGCACAGGCGAGAACAGCUCGCGGGUCCAGAAGUACCUUCAGCAGCUGUGGAACACCAUCCUGUUCAUCGCCCUGAUCCUGUGCACGGGUGUGAUUGUGCAGGCCCAGCGGCAGUCCCGGCAGGGCCAGCCAGACCAGGACACUGAGCUGGACCUCAAGCAGCACAUCCUGCAGAGGCUGUCGGCACUGAAGACCCGGCGCUACCACCCUGGCAGACACCCCUGGAACCAGGCCCGUGACAUUGAUAGCUGUGUUGUCUGCUUGGACCAGUUCCACAAGAACCAGUGUUUGCGGGUGCUGCCGUGUUCACAUGAGUUUCACCGGGAUUGCGUGGAUCCGUGGCUGCUCCUGCAACAGACCUGCCCUUUGUGCAAGCACAACAUCCUGGGUAACUGCUGCGGUGAGAGCUAGCUGGCCUAUGGACAUGCUGCGGGGACAGAGCCACCUGCACUCCAGGGGCACCAGGGAAGUGGCUCCAUCAGCACAGCAGGUGGCUGAGCAGGGGGAAGCAGCAGCACUGUGCAUGUGCCCCAGGGCUGGGCAGACCCUCAGGGCUGUAUGCUCAGUCAGCAGUUAUCCCCAGGCAGCAGAGAGCGAGAACCUGAGCACUGGGGUGAAGAAAGGUUCUGCUCCCUUUAGCGUGCACUCAGACAGCCCUGUUUGGCAGGGGUAGAAGGCAUGGUCAGUGUGGCAAUGGAUGUGGCCAAAUUCUGCCCUGUCUUAAAUCCAUGCGAGCCCCCGGAGAUCAGGGAGGGCAGAACUUGGCCUCUGAGUGUGUGUGUAGGGGGUGGGGGUGCAUCUGGGCAGCUGAUCUGUCGAGAUUAGUGUAGUGUCUUUGGAGGAGUGGUGGUUGUGGGGGGCAGGUAAAAUAAGCUAAGGAGGCAUCUGAGACCCCCUCAGGGGAAUAAGGAGGGGAUGCCAGACUUCUCAGGCAAAGUCUUAAAGGGUUAGUGGGGAAGCUCCAGCUAUGAUGGGGGAGGCCAGUCCGUGUGGCUGGCGCAAGCACUUUGCUGUAAGCCGAUUUCUCUGUGCUCCCAGGGGCAGGCUAGUCUUCUCCCGCCCAGUGCUCCUAAGGGACGAUUACUCUCUCCUUUUAUAAAUCUCUAUUUUCUGUACUCCCAUGACUGCUGCUGGAAGCCCCUGGACUGGCUCAGCUCUCGGUUACUCCUUGGCUAUCUCAGUAGGGUGGCCUAGGUGUAACCGAAGGCAGCGCUGAGCCCCUCUCAUCUCUCACAGGGUGGUGACCCACACCUGGAGCAGGGGAGGGGGCCUGGAAGCUGCACUGAUCUGCCAUCUUUCGACAUGCUUCCUUCUCACUGGCCCUUGGGAGAUCACCUUGCUGGAGGGCAGAGGCAGGAAGUGGGGAGGGGUUGAAUGCUUGCUUUAUUUAUACUAACUUAUUAGAGAGAAUGGCAUGAGGUAGCUGCAGGGGUGGAACAAUAUCCGUGGAUGUGUUGUAGUGUCCAGGCCUUUGCUGGGAGCCCUGCCCUGCUGGGUCCCAGCCCCACUCAGCAGCAGAGAUUGCUGGAUUUGAUUCACUGUACAUGUCUGUAAAGCCGCCUGCGCUAUUAAAUCUAGAGCAAGAAGAAA
This is a messenger RNA of Gopherus flavomarginatus (Mexican gopher tortoise), 2289 nucleotides long. It is a transcript of the gene RNF215, whose product is annotated as ring finger protein 215. The coding region runs from base 40 to 1110 and encodes 356 amino acids. Gene Ontology annotation, biological process: negative regulation of canonical Wnt signaling pathway; ubiquitin-dependent protein catabolic process; Wnt receptor catabolic process. The transcript has 10 exons. Gene Ontology annotation, molecular function: ubiquitin protein ligase activity; frizzled binding. NCBI's taxonomy places the organism in Eukaryota, Metazoa, Chordata, Testudines, Testudinidae. The record is from RefSeq and is a predicted model, not a curated record.